CGAUGAGAUGGCAACCACAACCAUAACCACCACCAAACAUGCAUCGGAUACGUGAGAUGUGUUCACUUCUUCGCCGGGCACCAUAGUCUUCUUCUUGCUCCAAAAGCGUUGUUCAACAUGUUCUCGCAAAGACCCGAUAGUCGAUUUCAAAGUCGGCAGGCACGCGUGUUCGAUUCCGUGUUUGGGCCUGUCGAUAUCUCGCAACCAACGCCCGUCGCAACGCCAGCGAACGCGUUCGCAACGUCAGACCAGAAAUGGGGGGUCCUUCCUGAAACUGAAAAAAUCGCCCUUCGUCGGAGCGCCAAAUUAUUCACUGAUCACAUUGACCCUCAGCCAUCCAAUGUUCGAGGUACCGCCGACGCCGCCGCCAAAGACGAGGGCGAGUCACCACAUGCCCGUGAUCAGGUGCGAUGGGAUCGGUCAUGGCAUUGUGUCACGCAUGCUUUGGUGCUGGCUCCAAUCUCAUAUCGCCAGGUCCAUGCUCUCCGAGAGGUAUUGCGGCCGACUAAAGAAAUGCUCGAUGCUUCUUUCUAUGAGGCCUUGGAAGAUGUUGUUGACCCCGCCUCAAGGGUGCCGUAUGCUAACCAUACUGACAACAUCAUUGUAUGGCAUACGCACCAGGUUCGAUCUCAUUUCUUGAACCAAGUCCUCCCAGCCAUCGUUCGUUUGGUAAAGCGCAGAGAUGUUGCUGAAAACCUGAUAACUGGCUGCAUUGAAAUCCUGCAAACGGCGCACCAUCAGUAUUUCCAUGGCCUCACUCUUAUCGCAGCAGAGAUGGAUAAGUCAGUGCCCAAUCUGUCGCUGCCGUCGAUAUCUCAAUUCAAAAGAGACCUCCAUGCUGUUAUUGGCCAUUCUGCCAUGGAACCAAUUUCUAUCGUUUUGAAGACGGUCUUGGAAAAGCGUGUUUCUAUAAUUCUUGGCUUGCCCCAAAGCAACCACGGAGAAGUUGGCAUACAGCCAGAGGGUCCAGCUUCCGAGGCAGCGCGGCAGCAGAUUCUUGCUCUUGUUGGUUCUUUGAAAGAGGUUGGUCUAGCUGGAGAGGAACUUCAAGUUAUUUUUGCAGAAAUUAUGAAUAGGUCGAUGACCGAAUAUAUUAGCAAAGGCUUCAAGGGACGAUGGUCCCACAACGAUAGUGAAGACCUCUCAAGCACCAACACUGGAAAUGGAAAGUCUAUUCUACCUAGGGCUGCUCACCUUUCAUCACCAUCUCGAUGUACCCAAGACCUAUGCGAAUGGAUUGAAAACCGCUAUGCCAAACUUGCUGUCCAGAUAAUCAAUAUCAUCGACGUUGACACAAGUGUUACUUGGGCUAACAAGGAGAAGUACAAGGAGAUGGGUAUCGGCCAUCUGGCUGAACUCCGCAUCAGUGAGCUCUUUGAUAUCGUUGUAAAUUGGCCCAACAGCAAUGGUGCUCUAGAUGACCUCAGAACUUCUAUCACUACCCCUCAGAGGCGGCUGCACCUCACAGAGGCAUUCUCAAAAACCUUGAGUGAGAAACUCUUGCAUCCUGGAGCUUCUACAUUGCAAAUAUUACGAACAUAUAUAGCAAUGAUAUGGUCGUUUCAUUCUCUUGACCAUUCCAAGGUACUUCUGGAUCGCGUUGCAUACCCUCUUCAGCUGUAUCUAUGUUCAAGAGAAGACACCGUUCGGAUAAUAAUUACAGGGAUGCUUGCAGCUACGGAAACAGAUUCAGACUUUGGAGCAGGACCUGAGAAACUUGUAGAGCUUGCUCAACUCCUCAACAAAGAGGGUCAACCUGAAACCCAAGCAAAUGAUGAAGAAUUAGAUUGGGAUGACCUAGAAUGGGUCCCUGAUCCGGUUGAUGCGGGUCCAGGAUACAAACGAUCCAAAGAAGCAGAUAUCAUCGGAACCUUGAUCGGAGCGCUUGGAUCGCAAGACGUAUUUAUCAAAGAGUUCCAAAAUAUAAUCGGAGAGCAUCUUCUGAGGAACGAUGGUGCAUUUGAGAAAGAGGUUGGUCAUCUUUUCCCUCUUUUUCACUGAGAAAUUAACGAUUUGUAGAUCAAAGUUCUAGAGCUUCUUAAAACUCGAUUCGGUGAAGCCCCAUUGCAAGCCUGCGAAGUGAUGUUGAAAGAUAUACAAGAUUCGGCCCGCGUCAACUCCGUAAUCAGGAGAGCCGAGGCGCUUGAUCCCUCGCCUGCGGAGAUUGAAGCUGCUCGUGCUAAUCCGCAGAUGCUCGACGAAGACGUUGAUCCAGAAGGACUUCUUAAGCCAUCGCUGCACGCCAAAAUAUUGUCUCGUUUGUUUUGGCCUCAGCUUCAAGACGACACUUAUCUUGUUCCCGCGGUGAUUGCUGAGCUACAAGAAGCAUACGCAGCUGGAUUUGAAACCCUCAAGUCAUCGAGAAAACUCACUUGGUUACACACUCUUGGACAAGCUAAAGUCGAGUUGGAACUCGAGGACCGAAAGAUCGUGGAGGAAGUACACACCUUCCAAGCAACAGUAAUCCACGCCUUCGGUGAUCCAGCCGAAUUAGAGCCAGUUUCCCGCACCGUAGAACAAUUAGUCGACGCCCUCGAAAUGGAAGAACCGCUUGUUCGAUCCGCCAUCCACUUCUGGGUCUCCAAACUAGUCCUCCAGGAAACGGCGCCAUCGACUUACACCGUCCUCGAAACUCUCAACUCCAGUGAUCGUGCGCUCUCCAAUGCCCUUGCAUCUGCUCCACAUGCGAACCACGAGGAAGUCAUCGAGACGACAAAUGAGGGCGUGGCGAAUGAGAAGAUGCAGAUGUAUUGGCAGUUCAUCCAGGGCAUGUUGAAGAACUCGUCGUCGCAAAUGCCGUUGCAGCAGAUUGCUAUGAUGUUGAAGAUGCUGAUUGCGGAUGGCUUUCCUUGUAGUAAUGAGGAGCUGCAGGAGUUUUUGGGGGGAAAGGUCGCGGAGGGGGAGUUGGAGUUGAAUGGGGGGAAGUAUCGGUUGAGGAAGUGA
This is a messenger RNA of Hymenoscyphus albidus, 2943 nucleotides long. Lineage: Eukaryota; Fungi; Ascomycota; Leotiomycetes; Helotiales; Helotiaceae. The record is from the annotation of a GenBank genome assembly.